Molecule: messenger RNA, 619 nt
Organism: Cheilinus undulatus (humphead wrasse)
Lineage: Eukaryota; Metazoa; Chordata; Actinopteri; Labriformes; Labridae
Product: histone H1-like
Exons: 1
Coding region: 23-619 (198 amino acids)
Biological process (GO): nucleosome assembly
Cellular component (GO): nucleosome
Molecular function (GO): DNA binding
Source: RefSeq, a predicted model, not a curated record
CUCAGAACACAGAGACACAAAGAUGGCAGAAGAAGCUCAGGCCAAAGUCCAGAAGAAGAAGCCUCCCCGCACUAGAAGGUCCAGCUUGCAGCUGUGGAAACUGGUUGUCAACGCCGUCAAAGUGACCUCAGGCCGCAAGGGGACGUCUGUCGUGGCGAUCAAAAAAAACCUGAAAAGCAACGGCGUGGACGUGAAGAAGUGCAACAAACAGAUCAACAACACCAUCAUCCGGCUGAAGAACAAGGGCGUGCUGGUACAGGUCAAAGGGAACGGGGCGUCCGGCUCCUUCAAGCUUGCCAAAGCAAAGACAGAAACUAAAAAAACCACCACUAGAAAAAUCACCAAGAGGAAGAUCAUCAAGAAGAAGAAGACCACCGAGAAGAAGAAGAAGACCACCCCCAAGAAGAAGGACACCAAGAAAACAGGAGUCAAAAAAGCAGCAGGCAAGAGCCCAAAGAAGGGAGCCGCCAAGAAAAACACCAAAAAGGCAGCAGGCAAAAAGACCACACCCAGAAAACCCAAGCCCGUCAGGAAGACCCCCGGGAAGAGAAAGCCUGUAGGCAGGAAAACCACUCCUAAAAGGGCAAGAAAUAGAGAAAUCUUCUCUAACCAGUGCUGA